CAGAGAGAGGCAGCGAGAGCGAUCACGCACAUAUGCACACACGCUGCCUUGAGUAUAGUUAGGAUAAUGUAGGAGGAAGGGUUGUUAGCAGGAUCUGCACACCCUGACACAGCUACAAGGGGCAUAACAUUAUGGGGCUGAAGCGCUGAAUCAAUUAAUGCUUGCUGGCUCUUUUCCAGCCAAGCCCCCACUCAUUAAUUUCCCUGCUUCCAAGCGCUGGAGCUGCAUGCACUGGAAUGAGUCAGUCAGCAAACAAUGGGUAGCAGCAGACUGCAAGUUUUGCUAAUGAACAAAGAAAACUGCAGUGAGACCGUGCUAAUCACAUAAGUAAAAUCAUCAGGAGAAUCAAAGAGGAAGGACAGAAAAUAAAGGACAUCCUUUCUUUAUCUUUUAUAAAUGCAGCAAGAACGAUUCUUUUCCUGCAUUCAAGAGCUGGAGAAAGUGCCUGGGUGAGGAAGACAGCUUUCCCCAAAGAGAAACUCAUCAUCUUGGUGUUAAAAGAAAUGCUAAGUGCUAAACAACCGCACAACAAGAGACAACCUUUAGAAAUAUAAGAGACGCAAAUAAACCAACAACCGGCUUUCCAGAAAACAGUGAAAAACCUGAUCUUAAAAUCCACCAUGUGAUGAAAAAGAAGAAGAAAUCACAGAGGAUCUUCCCGGAUACAAAUGAACUCUACUGGAACACAAGAGAAAAAGUGGUGAAAGAUGGGAGCUACUGAACUGCUUACUAUUCUCAGCUAUUGAAUUCUCUUCUAUAAUCUUCUGAGAGCUGAACCUCGCUAUACAGGGACGUCAGACCUUCAGCCCUAACAGCCAGAGAUGGACACAAGACGGGACUUGGGUUUUUAAGACCUCAUCACACCCAGUGAGGCAUGGGAUACAAAAAUUCGGAUCCAAGCUCUGACACAGUUACUGUACCUCAAAAUAGCAGAUGACCAGUUUACCAUACUGACCAUGCUGGCCUUUCCUCGGGAUCAUCCUGGAGCAGAGAGGCACACUGAACUCUUGCACCGUACGCAACUCCUGCACAAAACACAGCUCUCGGACACAUCCUGCUGGGCACAAAGAUGCCCCAUCCUUUACGUUUCUUGAAUGGGUCUGGAGCUGGCAAUGGAUCUUUGUCACCUCUCUCGGUAACAGAACCCAAAGAGAAUUACCCGAACGAUGAGCAAGGAAACAAAGUGUGCUGGGCAGCACUGCUGAUCCUGCUGGUGAUCAUCCCCACCAUCGGUGGGAACAUCCUGGUUAUCCUGGCGGUAUCUCUGGAGAAAAAGUUGCAAUAUGCCACCAACUACUUUCUAACAUCCCUGGCGGUGGCGGAUUUGCUGGUGGGACUGUUUGUGAUGCCGAUUGCCCUUCUCAUAAUACUCUUUGACAACUCCUGGCCUCUUCCAACUGCCUUGUGUCCCAUUUGGCUGUUCCUUGAUGUCCUCUUUUCCACAGCUUCCAUCAUGCACCUUUGUGCCAUCUCACUAGACCGCUACAUUGCGAUAAAAAAGCCAAUCCAGGCCAGCCAGUACAACUCAUGGGCUACAACCAUCAUCAAAAUCAUCAUUGUUUGGCUCAUUUCAAUAGGCAUUGCUAUUCCAGUCCCUAUCAGAGGAAUUGAAGAUGGAGAUGGCAACUCUACAAAUAUUACAUGUCUUCUGACGCCUGAUCGCUUUCAUGACUUCAUUCUAUACGGAUCAGUGGCUGCGUUCUUCAUUCCCCUUGCUAUCAUGAUAGUCACUUACUUUCUGACAAUUCAAGUGCUACGCAAGAAGGCCUAUUUGAUCAACAAGCCACCUCAACGUUUCACUUGGUCAACAGUGUCCACAGUAUUUCAGCGUGACGCUACACCUGCCUGCUCACCAGAAAAGGUGGCCAUGCUGAAUGGCUCUAGGAAAGAUAAGACUCUGACCAAUGGUAUGCCCAUCUGUAGAAUGUCUACCAUUGGGAGGAAAUCCAUGCAAACCAUAACCAAUGAACAAAGGGCAUCAAAAGUGCUUGGAAUUGUAUUUUUUCUUUUCUUGUUGAUGUGGUGCCCGUUCUUCAUAACUAACAUAAGUUCAGUCCUGUGCAACUCGUGCGACAAGGAAGUAUUUCAAAAGCUCAUGGAGAUAUUUGUUUGGAUAGGAUACGUAUCCUCAGGAGUGAACCCUCUUGUCUACACACUCUUCAACAAAACAUUUAGGGAGGCUUUCAGCAGGUAUAUCACUUGCAACUACCGGACCACAAAGACUAGUAAGGUCCUUCGGAAGUGUUCCAGCAGAAUCUCUUUCAGAAAUUCUGUGACAGAAAAUUCCAAGCUCUUUGUUAUGCACGGGAUGAGAAAUGGGAUUAACCCCAUCAUGUACCAGAGCCCAAUGAGGCUGAGGAGCUCACCCAUCCAAGCAUCAUCAGCCAUUCUGCUGGAUACAUUGCUGCUCACAGAGAACGAAGCUGACAAAACAGAAGAACAAGUAAGCUACGUAUAGAGGAAUGACAGCUGUGACCACAUUAUAGUGUUACCAUCUCUAUUACUCUCGGUGACUGUGCUGUAAGAGAUUAUAAGUACUAUUGUUUCAUUUAUGCAAGCAAUAUCUUAUAAAUUUAUAAGAAUUCCUCUCCUCCGAAGUCUCCUCUACUAUAGCCCCAAACCUUACAGUGGCAACUUCAUUCCAUGAGAAACUAUGACUAUAGCAAAACUGUAUCAUACAGAAAGAGGGAAAUAAAUAAAAGCUAAAACAGUGCGAGUAUCUGA
Coturnix japonica (Japanese quail) is the source of this 2724-nucleotide messenger RNA. RefSeq names its product 5-hydroxytryptamine receptor 2B (gene HTR2B). Gene Ontology annotation, cellular component: dendrite; plasma membrane. Gene Ontology annotation, biological process: heart development; G protein-coupled receptor signaling pathway, coupled to cyclic nucleotide second messenger; vasoconstriction. Gene Ontology annotation, molecular function: neurotransmitter receptor activity; G protein-coupled serotonin receptor activity. NCBI's taxonomy places the organism in Eukaryota, Metazoa, Chordata, Aves, Galliformes, Phasianidae. The record is from RefSeq and is a predicted model, not a curated record.